GACGUUAGGUUCACGUAGUAUUCAUUAGAUAGAAGCCAUGUUGUGUGAUUGUUUACUGUAUGACACGGAGGAAAGUGGUAAGUCUGUAUAUAUUUAUUUUUUCUUUAUAGAAUUCACUUCCACUCAUCAACAUUUGUUUUAAUAUACGAUAAAGGACACGUGACAGGUUUCUCUUCGACAGUUCUACCUCAGGAGGACAUUUCAGUGUAGUGACCGGACAUUUCAUCUCGUGGAUCAGAUGUGAAGUCGCGACAUGAGCUGAUUGUUUUUCACGAGUAAUUCACAUGUGAAAUUGUAGAAUGUAAAUAAAGGGAUCGUGGAAAAGAAAGCAGAUGUGGAAUGAAACGGUGCAGCUGCUGGGACUGUUGGGACUUCUGUGUCACAGAUGACGCUGAGUCACAGCGACAGUAUUGACUGCAUUCGUCCUCUGGAAAUGCUUUUUCUAGUGUUUCCAGUUUUUGUCGACAUCUUAUUUUUAUGUAUAAGUGCAAAGAUUAAUGAAAAAGUCUUUGAAACUGGGAAAACUGCAUGAAAUCUAGCAUUACAAGUGCAGACAAUGAAUACACACUGAUUUAAUGUUGUCUACGGUACAAUUUAAAUGAGUUAAAUAUCUUGAAAAAGGUUCAUAUUUAUAAUCAGAGAUGAUAUAGUGAGCAGAUGUGUGUGCUCACCGUCAUAUUUCACUAUGGUUACAGAUAAGGACUUUUAUCUUUGUGACAUAGUUUUAAGAAAGUUGUCAUGUGACAUGUUUGGUGUGCGUGUUUGUGUGUGUUUUUGUGAGACCACAUCUGUGUGUGUGCUGAUGCUGAGCUCAGACGUUUAUCUUAAACAAACUCAUUAAUCGUGAUGGUGAAGUGAGGUGAGAGCAUGAGCAGCAGCUGGAGCUCACCAGGACUGAUGGAGACCGUGAGAUAUAACGUGGCAGCCCUUUGGUUUGUGAACUUCUGUAGAUUAUCUUGAGCUCAGGCCCCUGUCAUGACGUCCCUGACCACAAAUACAACAAUCCUUCGUGGGCAGAGCCGUGAUCUUCACCUGCAGCUCAGCCUCUGCGGCCGUUUCCUUCCUCUUCUGCUUGUUUUCCAGCAGAUUUGCAUUGUUGAGUGCAAAACAGUCGCACAGGUAGCAUUUCAUUUACCUGCAAGUCAGACAAGGAGCCACCGAGCAAGGAAGCACUCACUCCCUGCUGUUGCUGGCUGCACUGACUGAGACGCUGAGAUUAUCUUGAACGAUCCGAGAUGAAGAUAAAGGAGAUGCUGAGUCUGGUCCCGGUGCCCUCCAUCCUCAUUCUGGGCCUGGUUUACGUGGCCUACGUCCUCAUCGGUGGGGUGGUUUUCUGGAAGUUGGAGGGAGAGCACGGACAGGCGGACAUCAGUCAAGUAAUGAUAAGAAGACGCAACCUGCUCAUGACGUACACCUGUCUGAACCAAGAGGGCCUGGACGAAAUGGUUCAGAUUGUUCAAGAUGCAUCGAAGUUGGGCCUGAGUUUGAAAACCAACCACACGUCAGACGGCUUCUGGAAGUUCACCAGCUCGGCCGUGUUUGCUGCCACUGUGGUCACAACUAUAGGUUAUGGGAGCAUGAGUCCCAGCUCCACCAAAGGACAGAUCUUCUGUGUGUUCUUCGCACUCAUCGGCAUCCCGCUCAACGUCGUGGUGCUCAACAGGGUGGGCAAGUACAUGCUCGUCAUCGAGAGGAAAAUAUGCGACUUCUUUGAGGCAAAGACUGGGCGAAAGAAGGUGUCCCGCUUCUGUGUCCACCUGGUGUCCUACUUACUCGGCGUACUUCUCUUCUUCAUCAUGCCCAUGCUGGUGUUCCAGAAGUUUGAGGGCUGGAGCUUGUCCCAGACCAUCUACUUCUGCUUCAUCAGCCUCAGCACCAUCGGCUUUGGAGAUUAUGUGGCAGACACUAACCCUGACAAACAUUACCCAGACUGGUACAGCGUCCUGAUGGCCUCGUGGAUCUUCUUUGGCCUGGCUUGGUUGGCUCUGGUCAUCAACCACUCCAUCGACAUCCUGGAGCAGCUCAACAACCUGGUCAAACAGCGGUGGGGUGGAGCCAAGCGGGGGGAGGAGUCUUCUUCCGGCGGCACAGAACCUGACAAUCCAGACUCGUGCGAGGGCGAGGGCGAGGACGACGAGAUCAGGAAGCCUCCGAUAAGUCAGUGAAUCUGUUUCUGUGAGAUUUCAACACCAAACGAAAGAUUCAUUUUUACUGAGUCACUUUUGCUUGACACGAAGAAGAAGAACUGUCUUAAAAGAAGAGAGAAGUCUCUCUGCAUCAAACCAAACAGUAAUACAGAUGUCAGCACAUCACUCUCUCUCUCUCUAUGAAUAGUGUAUUUACUCAUAAUGUGUGUGUGAAAUGGGGAAACAUGUAUAAAUAUGAGGCGUGUCUGUGGGUGUUACUAAAGCAUUAAACACUAAAUGAUAUAUACCACUUUUUUUUUUCAGUAAAUAAAAGAGACCAGAAGAUGUAACUGAUGUAACUAACAGCAUCUCUUUAUUUCCAUAUUCAGUCCAUAUUGAAAUAACUAAAAACGUCUUACACUUGUGUAUUUAGAUGAUGUAACAAAGUCCGUUUUUUAGUCACAAAUGUAACAAGAUGCUAUUUGUAGACACUAGAAACAAACACUAGACCCUCGACACAAGAACAGCUCAACGUCACGUAAUAAUGCAUCGGACAAAUAACAUGAACACAGUCUUGAGAGAAGAAGUCAAAUUAAGAUGUGAGCACUGGACAAGAGGAAAGCAAUUGGGCUUGUAACUGGAAGGUCGCUGGUUCAAUCCUGGGACGGGCAAGGCACCCAGUUAUGUGCUGCCCACUGCUCAUGCACCCGGUUGGUGUGUGUAAUUCUAACUUUAAGCUCUGAAUAAUAUGUAGAUUUAUUUACUGAAAGAAUUACAGCAGUUUUAACAUUUUGCAUCGUCAUGUUCUACGUGUUCUGAAUUGGUGGAGGUGGUCAUGUGACUCAGAGGCGCCUUCUCUCAUGCAAAUACCUGCUGUGCUGCCUUUCUGCUUUGUUUAUGUCUCUUGUUGUGACUUCAUCUCCACUGCAGCAAAGUCGUGUCGUCUGCUGCCGUCACAGAAGAGAUCUCAACAUCUUUACUGCAGCUUUACUGACGUCUCCUCUGCUGAGACAAUAUGCUACUUCACCACUAGAUGUCACUAAAGUGCACAGUAGAACCUGAUUAAACCUGAUUAAAGCUGCGACCUCAAUAAAUCAAACUCUUACUAUUAUAUUUCAUUCCAUUUAAUAUUCAUCAAUUCGUUUUUUUUUUACUUUAGGUAAAAUGUAAUGUGCUUUAUAUCCACAAGGUGGUGCAACUGUAACACACUGGAGAAAUCACAUUUCAAACCAAAGGCAAAGGCGCAGAUGCACUGUACGGCAUAUUUAUACAGUUUUGAAUUCAACAAAUAAACUUUACUGAUCACA
Molecule: messenger RNA, 3433 nt
Organism: Solea senegalensis (Senegalese sole)
Lineage: Eukaryota; Metazoa; Chordata; Actinopteri; Pleuronectiformes; Soleidae
Gene: kcnk17
Product: potassium channel, subfamily K, member 17
Exons: 5
Coding region: 1236-2165 (309 amino acids)
Biological process (GO): stabilization of membrane potential; potassium ion transmembrane transport
Cellular component (GO): membrane
Molecular function (GO): potassium ion leak channel activity
Source: RefSeq, a predicted model, not a curated record